AUGACGGCUCCUGUCUUUGUCUUAGUUUUAUUGUUUUUGGGAACUGUGAACUCACAGAACCCGCCUUCUUCGCUCGGCUAUCGCCAGAGCUAUCCAAGUGGUGGCGAAAACAAAGUUUGCGGACAGAUUCGAGAUGUGAUCCCACGAAAUUCGGAUCGUUUUCGCCAAAGUUUGAUCAGAAAUACGAACAAUGAAGCACAGUAUGCAACUGAUGACUGUAAACGCAAGACAGUGCGCGCUAAAAGUAAACUCGAUAUUCUGGCGUCGCGAGUACUCACUGAAUGGCGCGGAAAAGCGGUGAGGGUUCUUCAAGCCUGGACCGACCAGGUUAACACAAAUGAUCCGCUGUCCUUACAUUACGAAGGUAUGUUGAACUGUUAG
Molecule: messenger RNA, 381 nt
Organism: Paramuricea clavata
Lineage: Eukaryota; Metazoa; Cnidaria; Anthozoa; Malacalcyonacea; Plexauridae
Source: the annotation of a GenBank genome assembly